Haliotis rufescens (red abalone) is the source of this 2211-nucleotide messenger RNA. Its product is annotated as serine/threonine-protein kinase 36-like. Lineage: Eukaryota; Metazoa; Mollusca; Gastropoda; Lepetellida; Haliotidae. The transcript is spliced from 9 exons. Gene Ontology annotation, cellular component: cytoplasm. Gene Ontology annotation, molecular function: ATP binding; protein kinase activity. Gene Ontology annotation, biological process: protein phosphorylation. Bases 321 to 1400 code for a protein of 359 amino acids. The record is from RefSeq and is a predicted model, not a curated record.
UAUUCAUACACUCUGUGCAGGCGACGAGUGUCAAUAGCGUUUAUAGAGACGCGAACACUACACUGCUGGUAUGAACACGUUGCUAUCAGUCGGUGCAACACACUAUCACAACACACUGAGCAGCUGUUUGGACAUACAGAUCAACGCACCUGCAUAACCAGUCGCGCUUUGGAUUUCCCAGGAAUUCCCGGACUGGUCUAUAAUAAGACGUGACGCGACAGCCAGGUCACAGACGGAAGCGUCCUGUUCGGAAGACGUCGGAGACGAGUUUCUGUGACACGGGGAACGUGAUCGUGUAAGGUACAGUCUCACCACGUACAAUGGGCGACCACCAGCUACUCUCGGAGCGGGGUAUUCAAGAUGACAGGUAUGUUGUUUCCGAACUCCUCGGGGAAGGAUCCUACGGCGUGGUGUUCAAGGGGAAAAGAAAAGAUGGCACUGGGCAGGUGUGCGCACUGAAAUAUAUAAAAACAUCGAACAAAGACGAAGUUAAUGAUUUUCUACAUGAAACAAACAUUAUGGAGAAACUGAACCACCCAAACAUCAUCCUUUUCCUGGAGAAGUACGAAAUACCGAACUACCGUGUCCUUGCAAUGGAGUGUGCUCCGGGAGAGCUCUACCACGAGUUGGGGAUUGUAGGGAGCUUUCCAGAAAACAGAGUACGUCAGAUAGCUUGUCAGCUGUUUUCAGCCGUCUUCCACCUUCACUCCAAGAGCAUCCUACACCGAGACUUGAAGCCCGAGAACGUCCUCCUCAUGGAUGACGGCACCGUCAAACUGUGCGACUUCGGCUUCGCCCGUGAAUACUUCACUGAAAUCGGGUCGUUACCCACCACCAUCAAGUCUACACCAAUGUACAUGGCCCCCGAAAUUGCCGGGAACAGCAUCGUCUACUACAGUGAGAAGGUGGACAUUUGGUCCCUCGGGGCCAUGGUAUACGAGCUGUUUCUUGGUAAACCGCCGUUCGAGCCCGACGAAUCAAACGACGGACAAGAACAAGUGAGAACUCUUGUGGAGCAUAUUGUACAUUGUGACGUGGUGUGGCCGGACAACAUCCCAGCAGAGCCGACGGAACUCUUGCAGCACAUGUUGAAGAAGGAACCUAAGCAGCGUUGUUCGUGGCCAACUAUUUUAGACCAUUCUUGGCUCAGAGGGGUAAUACAAGUGUCCCCCGAAGAUCGUGCCAGAGAAAGUGCUUUCACAAGACCAGGAAUUCAAGAACAAACGGAAGGGAGCAAAAACAUGGUUUACAUUCUCUCCGAUGGUGGUGAAGACGUACCCGAUGCUGUUGGCUCGACGGACGCGACCGACGGUGCCGAUGACAUGGAUGUCAUUGUGCUUAUAUCUCCAUUACAGCGAAGGGCUCAACGUGCUGCCCGAACUAAGCCACUAUGUCCUUAGAUGUAUCUGACCAGCAGAUGUGCAUCCUUCUCAGCACUCCAAUGAGUGUUGACCACUUGUUCGUGGCUUGCGGGCGCUUUGUGAAUCGGUCCCCCGAUAGUAAUAGUCAGCGCCCCGUAGAGGUGAACUGAUCAGUCCAAUGUAAAUGUACCUUGUAUAUUGGGCCGGUGGCCCCUUUACGGAAUAACCUGGUGUCGCCCGCCUUGAUAUUGCCGGAACAUUGCUAAAAGCGGCGUAAAAGCAUACUCACUCAAUCAUUCAUUCAAAAAGACUGAACACCAUGAAUAACGGUUAAUAUCCACACUUGCUAACAGCAGAUAACAGUUUGUAGAUACAAAUGAGUAAUGUUUGUUUGUUUGUUGUUUAACGCCGCACUCAGCAAUAUUCCAGCUAUAUGACGGCCGUCUGUAAAUAAUCGAGUCUGGACCAGACAAUCCAGUGAUUGACGUUAUGAUCCUCGAUCCUCGCAUAGAUCCUCCUCCUUGGGAUACGAUGACAUGCAUCAACCAUGUCAGCGAGCCUGACCACCCGAUCCCGUUAGUCGCCUUUUACGACAAGCAUAGUCACCUUUUACGGCAAGCAUGGGUUGCAAAUGAGUAAUGACCCGUACCUUUUAAUCAAUUAGAAAGCAGGAUAUCCACUUACCUGUGAAGAAACCCGUGACAGUUAUCAUUGAUAUGUUUAAUUAACGGAGUAUUACGCUUUGCGAAAUUCCACGAAGGUAAAGUACUAUAUAAUAAUAGUAUUUUACUGUGAGGAACAAAUAUUAUUUGUAUUGUAAUGAAAUGCAUGUAUAAAUGGUGAUUAUAUA